AUGACAACUCAAGUGCACGCGGGUCGUAUGACCUCCUCACACAGCGACAGUGAGCGAUCUCAGGUGCAGACGCAUGAGCCUCCAAUACUACACGAUUCGUCCGUCACUGGUGAUAGCAAUGUGAAUCCGGAAUUAGAUCAGAUCUUCGACUACGCCUCCUUCAUGUGGACCGACACGGGCGCUUUCGACUUGCGCAACGAUCCAUUCGGCCAAGGCGCUUCACAAAGUAGCAACGUCCUAAACUCGCCAAUUGCGCCCUUGCUUAACGGCUCACUCACGAACGCAUCUGGCUUGUCUGAACCUUCGCCGGCAACGGUCCAGACCGACGCGGACCUCUUGGAGACAUUCGCCGGCUCGAGCGCGCCACCUAUCCUUGCCCACAUAGAAACCAAGCUGAGAUGGUCGGUCUUGCGGAAGCUGCUUUCGGACAUGGCUCGCACAUCGUCUGUGGUGCGCAAUUCGGUUCUAGCUUACUCUUCUCUGAGUCUCGCAGAAGGGCGGCGACCCAACCAACAGCAUGUCGCUCACUACGAUGAGGCGAAAGAAUCUUUGAAGGUCAAACUCACGGAGUCUCCUUCGCAAACGGGUGGCUCUCAAAGUCAGGUGGAGCACUUGCUCGCAGCUUCUUUCUUGCUCUGCUACAUCGAUCUGGUGACAGACCGGUCAGAGCAAGCACACGCAACCUUGAAGCAGGCUCAUACGACGGUCAGACACCUACCCAGUGACUCACUCACUCCGCUGAACAGGCGGCUGAUCUCCUGGCUAAGGCUUCUCGAUGCCAGGGCCGUGAGCGCCGGCGGAGAAGGUCGUUUCCUGCGGGACGAGACUGAUACACUCUCCAAUGCAGAGUUGGAUUCCCCUUAUGAGGAACGUACAGAUGCUUACGAUGAUGCCGACACCAUCCAGGAAGCAUUGCUGGACGCCCUUUCUGCCCCCGGUACCGUCUUCUUCCAUCGCAUCCAGACUUUCAUGGGCCGGAUCUCGCUAAUUGACCCUUGGCACCGAAGCAGAGGUACGGUCGAGGAUGAGACACAAGUCAUGGGUAUUGCUUCCAAGAUCAGUUCGGAUAUCAUCAAGCUAUAUCGUCACCGACCACCGCUUAUGGACUUGGCCAUCAAGGGGAGCCUACGUGAGCCAUACCUACCUUCAGCGCUCGCCGCCAACGUCACCCGGACUUUGAGAACAUACCUGGCAAACUAUUACGCAUCGUUCGUACACCUCCAUCGCGUGGCAUACAAACACCUACCCCAAACAACAAACGUCACAAGCGCCAUCAGCACGAUACGCCACAUCGCUAAGGUGAUGGCGGAGAGUCAGACUGUGCAAGGAGAUCCACUUCCGGUGAACAUGUUGUGGCCGCUGCUAAUGUGGGGAUGCGAAGAGAAUGCCACGGAUGAGCGAGCCUGGAUCACCGCAAGCAUUCGCAAGAUGGGAGGUGUCGCUACUAACGCCAGCAUCACCGCUGAUGUGUUGGAAGAAGUUCAGCGAAGGCAGGAUACUUCUGGAGCCAGAGUGGAUGUACGCUCAGUCAUGGAGGAUGUCUUCCACUCUAGCUUUGCAAUCGUCUAA
This is a messenger RNA of Baudoinia panamericana UAMH 10762, 1569 nucleotides long. RefSeq lists its product as uncharacterized. Gene Ontology annotation, cellular component: nucleus. The record is from RefSeq and is a predicted model, not a curated record. Gene Ontology annotation, molecular function: transcription cis-regulatory region binding; DNA-binding transcription factor activity. Gene Ontology annotation, biological process: positive regulation of transcription by RNA polymerase II. Bases 1 to 1569 code for a protein of 522 amino acids. The transcript is spliced from 3 exons. NCBI's taxonomy places the organism in Eukaryota, Fungi, Ascomycota, Dothideomycetes, Mycosphaerellales, Teratosphaeriaceae.